GCGUGGAGAGGAGCAAGCACACGUUGACUCCUGCCUGUUAUACACCUCGCCACUCUCGUCACCGGUGUUGUUUUGCGAGUACCUACGGAAAAGACAUCAGAGAGCAGCCAGGAAGCUGUGAAAUUCGCAGCCAUGGAGGGGUGGCUGGCUGGCUGGCUGCGCCGUCAGGAUCGAGGUAUCUACAAAAACAGCAAAGAAGCGUUCCUGGCGCUGGUUGGAUUCUCCGUCGGGCUGGGCAACUUUUGGCGGUUUCCCACUUCGGCUUUCGAGUUUAAAGGAGCCACGUUCCUGAUAGCGUACAUCAUCUGCCUUUUGAGUAUGGGCCUGCCUCUGCUCAUUCUGGAGAUCUCUCUGGGCCAGUACCACCAACGUGGACCAGCACACAUUUUUUCACGCAUGUGCAGGCCCCUCUCAGGAGUGGGUUGGGCAAUGGUGUUGCAGCUUCUCAUGAUCUCUGUGUAUUACAACGUCAUUCUGAGUUGGAGUCUUUUCUACCUUGGAGGAAGCUUUUUGUCGCCCAUCCCUUGGUCACCCUGCAAAGGAAAAGAGUACGACUGCAUGCAUUAUACAAUGGAAGAUGCGUUUGAAAGUGCCAACCGUUAUUUCAAUGAGAGUAUUGGCGGCUUAUCCACAGAAACUGAGCACCCAUACGAAAUGCACCAUUGGCUAAUGCUGUGCCUGGGUGUGGCGUGGGUGCUCGUGAUUGUGUGUCUGAUCCAGGGAGUCAGACACAGUGGCAAAGUCUUCUACGUGACGGUUUUGUAUCCCUACGUGGUGCUACUGUGUCUCUUCGGCUUGAACUACAAAUACAUCAAGCAAGACGAUUUGCUCAACAACCUAAUCACUGUGGAAGUGGAAAGCCUCAAAGAGCUGAAGAUCUACAGCGAGGCCGCCUCACAGGUUAUCUACUCCCUUGGUGUUGGACAUGGCAUUGUUAUGGUCGCCUCGCACAAUCGGGUGGAGCAAAACGUCAUCAGGGACUCCAUUCUGCUGUGCCUGUUGGACGUGGUCACAUCUUUUUUCUGCAUGCAAGUUGUGUACAGCGUUAGGUUGUCCAUCUCACCUGACAAGAUCAAAGACAUCAAUGACAUCUCCGGUUUGGUCUUCAAGCUGUUCUCUUCCCUACUUGCUUACGAAAACACCUCCUUGUGGGCCUUCCUCUUCUUCUCCUUGAUCUUUGCCCUUGGAUUCGAUAGUCAGUUACUAAUGGUGUCGGGAGUGACGACGACCAUUUAUGACCAGUAUCCGAAGCUGCGUCCCUACCACUCCUUCGUCAUCGCCUUCACCUGCCUCGUCUUCUUCCUUCUCGGCCUCACCAUGUGCACAAAGAGUGGCAUCAUCAUCUUCAGUAUGAUGGACACCUACACCACCAGACACUCAAUGCUCUUCUUGACGCUGCUGGAGGUCAUCAUUACUAGUUAUUUGUUUGGAUAUCGGAAGGUACUCAACAUAAUGAAGGAUAAUCUCGGGUUGUGUCUUCCGCGGCCUAUUCGUUGGUAUCUCAUUGUCACCUGGACCUUUCUCACGCCUGUCUAUUUGGCAGUCACGUUUGGUUACUUUCUGUACGCCGAAGAGUGGAGGGGACCAAAGGAUAUAUAUUUCAUCUUUGGCCAAGUGAUUGCCUUCGGCCCGAUGGUGCUGGUGCCUGUCUUCGCCUUAUACGCCGCCUGCACCAAGGGGAAAAAUAAUGUCGACGAUCCAGUGAGAGAAAUCUAUCGAAGGGGUGACUUCAAGUCCACAAUAAUUAAUGCGACGCCUGUGAAUAAUUUGGCCUUUACGUUGGAUCCUGAACUCUCGAUAUAGAUGAAAGAGGUGAGUGGAGGAGGCGUGAGGUGAUGCAUUAAGUAAAAAGAGGGUAGUGGUGUAUUUUUAUGAAAUGUGUGUGUAUGUGCUAAGCUUUGAUUGUUCUUGCCGUACGCAUUUUUCUUAGAUACUUAAAUCUAGGCUAAUAAGGUUCUUUUUUUUUUUUUUUUUGUACAUGUUUAAAUAUUGAUGUUAUUGUUGUGGUUGGUAGUUAUCAGAAUUGUAACGUUUGUAUAGAUUUGUAUUGUUCUAUGUAAUCAUGUAUGGAUAAUGUAAAUAAUGUCCUCGCUGGUAGUAAUAGCAGUAGCAGCAGCAGCAGCAGCAAUACUAGUAACGAUAGAAGUAGAAGUGGCAGCACUAGCACUAGUAAUAACAUUGUGUGUUCAAUAAUAUUGCUCAUCAACACCAGAACAUAUGCGAUCACUUUUAAGUCAUAAAAAUAAAUGUGUAAUAUUUAUCAAAAGCAGAAUAGUUUUAUCAUCGUAAAUAGAGACUUUCACCUUUGACCUAAGCCCUGACCUGCGCACAUACCCAGCGGUACUCAGUGCGAGAAACAGGAAGCAGGAGUGGCGUGAAAGGGAAGUGUCAGUCAGUCACUCACUCACUCACGCAAUCACUCACUCAGUCGCUCAGUAACCAGCAGGGACAGGAUUCUCCAGCGUUUACGAGUCUUCAUCUUGACAGCUUUAAACUUUUGUCUACUAUUGCUUCAUGGAAUGUCGUGCAAGACUACUAAAAGACAAAUAGGAUCACUUAGUAUUUAAAGUGAACACUUCAAACCUCUUGGUGCCUACAGUUUUAUUUUAUGCUCAGUUAAAUGAAGUAAAGUGACUCAUAACGCAUCGUAUCAUCAUUUCUAGUCAGAGCUAACAAGAUACGAGUUUUCAAAGAUGGUUUCGUGAUAACUGAGAGAGUCCAGAGAAGAUAUCAAAAGUAUGUCACCUCCGUUUUCUGUUCACUAUUGUACUGAUUUUAAGGGUAACUACUCCUUAUUGUGACUACAGCACUGAGGGGUGGAAAUGCUAGUCCGUUGAUGAAAGGGAAGAAUGAAAGGCGUGUGUGUUUCUCGUUGAUGGAAAACUAUGUAACAGAGAGAGGGUGUCGUGAAUGCUUUUGAUUUAGUUAAUUAUUUCUUGAUUUUAUCUCUCUCUCUCUCUCUCUCUCUCUCUCUCUCUCUCUCUCUCUCUCUCUCUCUCUCUCUCUCUCUCUCUCUCUCGGUUUUUUUCCGUAUUUAUUUUAUUGUAAUUUUUUUUCUCACAUAAUAUUAUGUACAAUGAAAUUAUCCGUGUGUGUGUGUGUGUGUGUGUGUGUGUGUGUGUGUGUGUGUGUGUGUUUAAGUUCAAGCUCAAAUAGUUUAUUGUCAUGGAAAACUCACAAUGUAUAAACAUACAUAAAUGCAUAUUCUCUGGUAAGGUCCGCGGAGAAAACUCUUUGGCAGACCAAAUGACUAAGCGAGGUAAAACAUCUCUUUCAUCCAUGCGGAACUUAAUGGAAAAAAUUCAACAUUACACCCCUUCUUACAUACUCAGUAUAUACUUAAAACUGGGCGAUACAUUUUACACAAAAUUCUAACAUAAAUCCAUAUAUACACAAAUAUAUACAUACAUACAUACAUACAUACAUACACGCAUACAAAUACAUACAUAUGGAUACACACACAAACACAUACAUAUGCGCAUUUAAACACAUACACGUAUAUAGAUAGCAGCUCCCAUUCUUAUAUGUGUAAAUAUACACACAGUAUAUACCCAUUUACCAUUACAGUAUACAAUGUAGUAUAAAGUAUGUGCUUCCAUUUCAUGUGCUUGUUCAGCGAGAUUUUUUUUCCUUUUUGAUACUUAAAGGUUUAGGUCACGUUUUAUUUCAUUAAGUAUCAGUUCCAGAUGUCACUGGGUCAAAGCACAGAAGAAAAUUGCGAAAAAGAGUUGUUCUAUCAGGUUCACUUGGUUCCUUCUGGUAUUAUGAGCAUGAUCUUGUGCUGUAAAAAUGUUAUUAUUUUUUACACAAUUGAAUAUAGUAAUCAAAAUGAAGUAUUUAUGUAUAUGUGGAACUUGUGAUAAUCCUAGAGAUGAAAAUAAGAGUUUAUUUAUUUAUUUUUUAUUUAUCUAUUUAUUUAUUUAUUUAUUUAUUUUUAGGUAAAUACUCUUAAAAUAGCUCUUUGAGAUAUGAAGAUGCUGUUCAGGAAUGAUGGCCAAGUUGAACCCCAAACAGAUAUAUAUAUGGGAAAUUGGAUGAAAUCCGCAUUAUUACUUGCAUUAAUGAUGUCAUUUAUACAUAUUAAAAAUAAUAUAGAGGCUAAAAUUGAGCCUUGUGGAACACCAUGUUUGAUAGGUUUAUAAUCGGAAUAGGUGUCAUUACAAGAAGCAGACUGUUUACGAUUAGAGAAGUAGCUCUUUAACAGGUCAUUAGUACUGUUGAUCCCCUCAUUCCUAUAUUGUUUACUUUAUCAAAUAAGAUCUUAUGAUCUAACGAGUCAAAGGCUUUGGAUAUAUCUAAAAAGAUGCUUGCAACGUAUGAUUUUUUUAUUUUUUUAUCUAAUUUAGUAUAAACAGUGGAGACAAAAUAUGAAAGAGUAGAUUGAGUUGUGUGUGUGUGUGUGUGUGUGUGUGUGACUGCUGUUAUAUUGUAUCUAUAAUGACUUUUGCCCACUGUAAUGUUUCUUUGCUCGGUGUACGGUUGCCCCAAAGAAGUGAUGUCAUAUUGUGCAAAAUGCUUCAGACAAAAGACAAAUGAAAUAACUACAAUGAUGAAGAGGAAUAGGAUAAUCAAGAACAGACAACUAACUUCACCAAUCUGAGCACUAGUUCUUGGUCUAUGCGCCGCCCUUAGCAGACCUAGCACACAAGCAGGUGACUCGCCCCUGCCCGACUCCUUGUCCUUUGAGGCAGCUGUACAAAAAAAAAAAAAAAAACCAUGACAUAAUUUGUCUUUGUUUUCAUGUUUAUUUUAGUACCAUGUUCCUGAAGUAAUAAUUGUUGUAAUUGUGUUUGCAUUAGUUUAUGUAUUGUUAGUAGUAUUAGUAAUAGUAUUAGCAGCAGCAGCAAAAAUAUCAGUCAUUAGGGAUAUUAGCAUAUUUAUGUAUCCUAUUCAGCGUGUCCUUAGUUUUCUUUUUCUUUUUUUUUAAGGUUGGUAAAUGUAUUCUUGUGAUAUUGUACAAGAAAGACAGAGAGAAUGAUUUAUACAGUACCAUCAAUUGUGUAUACAUUGUUAUUAUUAUUAUUAUUAUUAUUAUUAUUAUUAUUAUUAUUAUUAUUAUUAUUAUUAUUAUUAUCAUUAUUAUCAUUUCUGUUGUUGAUAUUAUUUUGGAACAAAAGAU
Molecule: messenger RNA, 5119 nt
Organism: Portunus trituberculatus (swimming crab)
Lineage: Eukaryota; Metazoa; Arthropoda; Malacostraca; Decapoda; Portunidae
Product: sodium- and chloride-dependent GABA transporter 1-like
Exons: 12
Coding region: 133-1803 (556 amino acids)
Biological process (GO): sodium ion transmembrane transport
Cellular component (GO): membrane
Source: RefSeq, a predicted model, not a curated record